Peronospora matthiolae is the source of this 441-nucleotide messenger RNA. The record is from the annotation of a GenBank genome assembly. NCBI's taxonomy places the organism in Eukaryota, Oomycota, Peronosporomycetes, Peronosporales, Peronosporaceae.
AUGGCUGCCGCUACCGAACCUGCGCGGACACUUCGACGCGCUACCUACGCAAAAGUACAGGACUUGACGCCCGGUUCACAAGGUCAUAACCUCGUGCUGCAGGUGGUUUCGGUCGCACCCGUUGUGGAGAAGAAACGCUAUGACGGCUCGAUCUCGAGGAUCGCCGAGGCCGUGCUGGCUGACGAGACGGGGUGCGUCACGUUCACUGCACGAAACGACCAGAUUGACGUGCUGAAGGAAGGUCUCGUGCUGGUUUUGCGCAACACGAAUGCCGACAUCUUUAACGGAUUUAUGCGGCUCAAUGUGACGCAAUGGGGCAAAUUGACGGUGCAUCCGGAUACGGUGGCUUCGACUCCUCCACCACCUCCCAGCAUCAAUACCAAGGACAAUGUGUCAGCCGUUGAGUAUGAACUAGUCACGGUUAAUGACGCGGACGAGUAG